Scomber japonicus (chub mackerel) is the source of this 1209-nucleotide messenger RNA. RefSeq names its product cilia- and flagella-associated protein 157-like. NCBI's taxonomy places the organism in Eukaryota, Metazoa, Chordata, Actinopteri, Scombriformes, Scombridae. Bases 1 to 1209 code for a protein of 402 amino acids. The record is from RefSeq and is a predicted model, not a curated record. The transcript has 7 exons.
AUGUCUCAGUUUGACACAUUGGCGAUAGGCAAGAAAGAGGUCACUAUGUGCCUGAAACAAACUGAGACUGCAAAAGAAAAGGUGGACAAGGUGGUGGCACAGCUGCAGAGUCAGCAGAGGGAGGCUGAACAGGACAUAGAGACCCUGAAGAUGCAGCAAAACCAGCAGAGGAGGGAGCUUCAGGACCAGAUCAAUGAAUUGAAGUCACACAUCACGAUGAAGGCUUCAAAGAUUGAGGCACACAAGCAGCAGUUGAUGUCUGACAUGGAGUCUCUGGUGCAGCAGCAUCAAGCUACUAUUAACAGCCUGAAAGAGAAACAUGAAGCUGCCACCAACAGCAUGAAGGAGAAACAUGAAGCUGACUUCAACAGCCUGAAGAAAGAAGCAGAAGCUGAGAGGGAAAUUUUUAUGGAUGAGGCUCUGAGAAACGCGGAGAACUGCCUUGAGGAAAAGACUUCAGAAUCUCUUAAGGACGAGAGGGCUCAGCACAGCAAGACGAUGGAGCAGCGGGAGCUCUUGCUGAAGGAGAACACGGCCCUGUGGAGGGAGAAGUAUGACCUGCAGGACCUUUGCUGCGACACAAAGACAGAAAUCAAAAAGGUUACAAAGCAGAGCCUCUUCAAUGAGAAGGACGCAGGGCAGCUGAGGUCAAAAAACAAAAAGCUGAGGGCCAAGCUAAAGGACUACAUCAGUACCCAGGAGGUACAAGAGCAGACCCUGACAGAGAAAGAGGCUGACAUGGCAAAGGAGAGACAGCACCUGACCAAGCUCUGCUGUCAAAAAAUUGACCAGGUGGAGCAGCUUGGGGUGGAGCUUCACAAGGAGAGGAACAGGGCUCGGGAGCUGGAGAUCAUCAUAUGGAAAGCAGUUGUUAUUCACAGGCACAUCAUGACGUGUGAGAAGACUCCCAAGACUGAGGUGAUGAUGCAGAGGAUGCUGGAGGUCUUGGAAAGCUGCGACCUCCAAGUAACAGAUUCUGCUCUCAAUGACGCCAUUGAGAAGACCGCUGCAGGAAAAGGACCGUGGACCGGCCGCCGACCAACGAGAGAAAAGGCCCGCAGGAUUUUAACAGAUCCCCUGUUCCUGUUGGCCAAAUUCAGGCCAGGGGACCUUGGCUUCAUACCACGGCCCAGGUGGAAACACCAUCCAGCUGCCUCCGGGCCAGCAGCUGCUCAGUCCAGCAACAACUUGUCAACAGGUAUGAUAUGA